Messenger RNA from Coturnix japonica (Japanese quail), 3619 nucleotides. It is a transcript of the gene ALOX5, whose product is annotated as arachidonate 5-lipoxygenase. The record is from RefSeq and is a predicted model, not a curated record. Gene Ontology annotation, biological process: lipid oxidation. Gene Ontology annotation, molecular function: protein binding; oxidoreductase activity, acting on single donors with incorporation of molecular oxygen, incorporation of two atoms of oxygen; iron ion binding. NCBI's taxonomy places the organism in Eukaryota, Metazoa, Chordata, Aves, Galliformes, Phasianidae.
GCGGGGGCCGGGCAAGGCUUAGCGGAGGGGCUCGGCAGUGCCGCGCCGGUGGGACCGUACCGUGCAGGUGGGACCAUGCCGUCUUACACCGUCACCGUGGCUACAGGCAGCCAGUGGUUCGCGGGCACCGACGACUACGUAUACCUGAGCCUGGAGGGCACCGCGGGCUGCAGCGAGAGGCAUCUCCUGGACAAACCCUUCUACAACGACUUCGAGCGCGGUGCGGUUGACUCUUAUGAUGUGACAGUGGAAGAAGACCUUGGAGAAAUUCAGCUAAUAAAAAUUGAGAAACGAAAAUAUUGGUACCAAGAUGACUGGUACCUUAAGCACAUCACUGUCAAAACACCACUGGGAGAUUAUCUUGAAUUCCCAUGUUACCGCUGGAUUACAGAUGAAAAAGAGGUUGUCCUUCGAGAUGGAAGAGCAAAGCUCCCCCGGGAUGACAAGACCCAGAUACUCAAGCAGCACAGACGCAAAGAGCUUGAGAAUCGUCAAAAAAUGUACCGCUGGAAGGAGUGGCACCCUGGUUUUCCUCUGAGCAUUGAUGCCCAUUGUCACAGUGAACUGCCCCGUGACAUCCAGUUUGACAAUGAGAAAGGAAUUGACUUCAUUCUGAACUACUCCAAAGCGAUGGAGAAUCUCUAUAUCAACCGUUUUAUGCACAUGUUCCAGUCUUCCUGGAGUGAUUUUGCGGAUUUCGAGAAGAUCUUUGUGAGAAUCAGUAACACGAUCUCUGAAUAUGUGAUGCAGCACUGGAAAGAAGAUUUUAUGUUUGGAUACCAGUUUUUGAAUGGCUGCAAUCCUGUGCUGAUCCGGCGAUGCACGGAGAUUCCCAAGAAGUUGCCAGUGACCAUGGAUAUGGUAGAAUGCAGCCUGGAGAGGAACCUGACCUUGGAGGAAGAAGUGAAGCAAGGAAACAUUUUCAUUGUGGACUAUGAACUGCUGGAUGGUGUGGAUGCCAAUAAGACAGACCCAUGCACAAUACAGUAUUUGGCUGCACCCAUCUGUUUGCUGUACAAGAAUCUGGAGAAUAAAAUAGUACCCAUUGCAAUCCAGCUUGGUCAAAAGCCUGGGCCAGAAAAUCCCAUAUUCCUUCCUUCAGAUGCCACCUAUGACUGGCUGCUGGCCAAAAUCUGGGUUCGCUCAUCUGAUUUCCACAUCCACCAGACAGUGACCCACCUGUUACGGACACACCUAGUCUCAGAGGUGUUCAGCAUUGCCAUGUUCCGGCAGCUGCCUGCUGUACAUCCUCUCUUCAAGCUGUUGGUGCCACACAUGCGGUUCACAAUAGCCAUCAAUACCAAAGCUCGAGAACAGCUCAUCUGCGAAUGUGGCCUUUUUGACAAGGCAAAUGCUACAGGUGGAGGAGGACACGUACAAAUGGUUCAGAAAGCAAUGAAGGAUCUGACUUACAGCUCUCUCUGCUUUCCUGAAGAUAUCAAAGCUAAGGGGAUGGACAGCAAAGAGGAUAUCCCCUACUACUAUUACCGAGAUGAUGGCAUUAGAGUUUGGGAGGCAAUAAAGAGUUUUGCAGAGGAUGUGAUUCAAAUCUACUACGAGAGUGAUGAGGUGGUGUGUGAAGAUGUGGAACUCCAGGCCUUUGUCAAAGACAUUUACAUGUACGGGAUGAGGGGCGUGAAGUCCUCAGGGUUUCCUAAGGUGAUUAAGACACGGGAGAAACUAGCAGAAUAUCUCACAGUGAUCAUAUUCACCACAUCAGCCCAGCACGCAGCUGUGAAUUUUGGCCAGUAUGACUGGUGUUCCUGGAUUCCCAAUGCCCCUCCGACAAUGCGCUGCCCUCCUCCGACAGAAAAGGGGACAGUCACCAUCGAGCAGAUUGUGGAGAGUCUGCCAGACAGAGGGCGUUCUUGUUGGCAUCUGGGAGCUGUCUGGGCCUUGAGCCAGUUCCAGGACAAUGAACUGUUUCUGGGCAUGUAUCCAGAUGAACAUUUCGUGGAGAAGCCAGUGAAAGAGGCCAUGGCAAAAUUCCGCAAGAACCUGGAUGAGAUCGUCAGUGCCAUCACAGAGCGCAACAAGAACAAGAAGCUCCCUUACUACUACCUGUCCCCAGAUCGCAUUCCCAACAGCGUCGCUGUUUGAGCAAUAAGGAGAGCCUAGAGGAGUAUACAACCAGUGAAUGUUUUCCUGUUACAUAUGGUCCUCAUUAGAGACCUUCUAGAAAUGUGUAAUAUAACAAACAUGCUUCCUCCAUCAGAGCUGACCCGUACUCUAUUUUGGCUUUAAAAGCAAAUUUAACUGUGACAAAUCUUGCACGCAGUUUAGGCAGCAGCUCCUUUUGUAACAAGCUUUUAUCACCAAGAUUUUUAUAUUAAUCUUAGAAUCAAUACCUGCAAUAGUGUUAGCUUUCCAUUUCCCAGUCAAGGCAAAGAAAUCACAGAAAUUACGCUGCUUUAAAGCCGAGUACUGCCACGUCAUGCAUGUGUGAGAAUUGGUCAUAGCAGUGAAAAGGUACUGGAUGAAGAGGGUUGUCUUCCUACUCUUCAUUUCACUCAUUUGAUUCCACAAAAAUAGUGUCAGGAGCAAUAAACAAGUCUCAUCUUUUAAGUAAGUCCUUCCUAUUUUUAAUAGAUGAUGCUCUCGAGAUGAAUUUGUGGUCUUUAAAGUUUUUGUGUUAUUUAUAAUCUGAUUAAAAACCAUACAUUAAAUAUUUUCACUACAACUUUGAAUGGCCCAGUCAGGAUGAAGGUAAAAGCAGGACAUAGACAAGAGUUGUUUUUACCACCUUCUUACAGUGAAGUCCCUUUUUUCAUUUAAAAGGAGAAAAAUCUGAUUUAUAGAAGAGGAAUUUUUUUUAUCUAUAUGUACCUAUAUAUUUUCUACAUGAAACUUAAUAGAUUUGUUUCAGCAUCUGCCAGAAGAGUUUUCUGUCACUGAUAUGCAUGGGCAAAGGUUUUGCUUAGCAUAGUGACAAGUAAGUACAGGCUUAGCAAUGAUUAUUCUCUGUUUCAUUGCAGAGAAGGCUGGGUUUCGUGGGCAGCUUCAUUUGUUCUUGGAGGGAAGAAAGGCCACUUUCUAUAAAGGUUAUGGAGAAAGGUCAAAUGAUAGCUCCUAAUCUCUGGAUUUGUCUAAUUAGGCAUAAUCUGUUCUGCCUUAGAGAUACCUGAGUUGGGUCUGUUGUAUUCAGAGAUGGCUAUGCUCAAGUAUCUGGGCUUUGGUUUAAUGUUGAGAGAGUCACAGAGAUAACAAAAGGGAAAAAUGAGAUUUGGGAAAUUUAAGAGUAGAAGUUUAAUGAAUUACACUUGUGGAUUAUUUUUCCAAGAUUUUGUUCUUUAUACUAGUGGUUUAAGCCUGCAGUGUUUAUUUUGUUGUAUGUUUUUUAAAUAGAUGAGAAAGCUGCUUAUGCUAAUAAAACAGAACUGAACAAGAAAAUCUAGCUUUUAUUUCUUAACUCACUUUCUAAUGCUGUAUGUUUUGAAGAACUUGAUAGGAAUAUAAGGUUUGUAUAAGGAAUGUAGGAAGAUAAGGUGCUGGGUAGAGAAAUGAGGCUCCUGUACAUUAAGAAAAUACAGUUAUUUCUAUGUCUUGUGUGAGCUUCCAAUAAGAUUGGUGUGAAAGUGUCUUUCAUGUUACAUAUGAAAUACAGAAUUGGAAAGGACAA